AUGUCUCCACCAAGACGUACAUCAAGUCGUGGUCGUGUACAACGACAUACACCAUACGGAAGAACAGGAGAUUCAUCAAUAGAAGAAAUAGGAAAUUCACCAAGGGGAAGAGGUAUCGCUUUUAUACGUACCUUCCGUCGGCCUUUUAAUUAUGAUCCCCCACCGGCAUAUGUUGAAUCCCAAAUGAAUAAUAUUACCAUAACUCAACCUGAAAAUGACCAAGUAAACACUGCACCUAGUUCCCAUACACCACCUACCAUAACUUCUUCACCAGAAAAUUUGUCGCAAACUGUUGGAGAUUCUUCUUCUACUAUUUUACCACCACCGCCAUGA
Molecule: messenger RNA, 333 nt
Organism: Dentiscutata erythropus
Lineage: Eukaryota; Fungi; Glomeromycota; Glomeromycetes; Diversisporales; Gigasporaceae
Source: the annotation of a GenBank genome assembly